Molecule: messenger RNA, 594 nt
Organism: Fopius arisanus
Lineage: Eukaryota; Metazoa; Arthropoda; Insecta; Hymenoptera; Braconidae
Exons: 2
Coding region: 1-594 (197 amino acids)
Source: RefSeq, a predicted model, not a curated record
AUGACUGAGCGAAGUAUCAACAAAAUCGCCCGAUGCGAGAGUCUCCCCGUUAAAAGGCUUGAUGAUCUAACCCUGGGUGUGGAUUAUCAGAUUAAUGCAUUUAAAAGCGUGAACACCAAAUAUGGUAGAAGAAUCGUGGCUACUCUGGCUGCUGAGCACGACGUUUUCCUGCCUGCACGUGAAUCUGCAGCACUUUUGGACGAUCACGAAGAAUACAUCUACCAUAAGACAUUGCUUCAAGUGGAGCACGCCACUACCAAGGCCUCUGGUGUUCAGGCGGCACUCUCUAGAUUGAUGCCGAACGCGGGUGGACCUAGCCAGCGAAGGAGAGCGCUGCUGGCAUCAGUGAGCACAUCGGUGCUAACCUAUGGCAUUGCCAUUUGGUCGGAGGCGCUUCACACCCAGGUGACCAGGCGUAGGAUGGCGGCGGGGUACAGACUCAGUGCAAUCAGAGUGGCCAGCGCCUACCGCACGGUAUCCGAUGACGCGAUUGGGGUCAUCGCUGCGAUUCUACCGGUUGAGAUCCUGGCAGAGGAACGAAGAUUUUUAUACCGACGGAGGGAGCGACUACCAUGUGAUGCAUCCCAAAAGUGA